AUGUCUGAGAAAAAAGAUUUAAUUAAGGAGGCAAUAAAGAGAAGAUAAGGUGGUGGCAAAAGUCGUAAAAUAAUUAAGUAACCAUAAUAUAGCCUAAAAAACAUCUGAAACAGGUAAUUAAUCAGGAUUAAAUUUUUAUUCUGGUGAUGUUUCGUCUUUAAAAGUUUAACCUAAUACAGUAUUAAUAAUAAGUCUUGUAUAUUUGGGAAUAGUUGUACUUCUACAUAUUUUCAGCAAAUUAAGAUCAGGAGGAUCAGAAAGUGUAGUGA
Paramecium sonneborni is the source of this 269-nucleotide messenger RNA. Lineage: Eukaryota; Ciliophora; Oligohymenophorea; Peniculida; Parameciidae. The record is from the annotation of a GenBank genome assembly.